This is a messenger RNA of Micromonas commoda, 1264 nucleotides long. RefSeq lists its product as hypothetical. NCBI's taxonomy places the organism in Eukaryota, Viridiplantae, Chlorophyta, Mamiellophyceae, Mamiellales, Mamiellaceae. The transcript is spliced from 2 exons. The record is from RefSeq and is a predicted model, not a curated record. Gene Ontology annotation, molecular function: sulfotransferase activity. Gene Ontology annotation, biological process: carbohydrate biosynthetic process. Bases 35 to 1264 code for a protein of 409 amino acids. Gene Ontology annotation, cellular component: membrane.
CGCGCACGACGCACAUCGACCCGCGCUCGCACACAUGCGCGACGUCGACGCGGAACACGGCGUCGCACUGGGCCGGCGCGACGAGCCAGCGGGGCCGUCCGGGGCGGGAUCCUCCCGUCGCGUCGGCGCCCUUCGCGGCCCGUCCGAUGGCGCGGAUGGAGCGAGGUGGUUACGUCGCGGCGCGUCCGCGGUGGGUACCGCGGCGCUCGUCGUCGCGGCGGCGGCCGCGUCGCACUACGGCGGCGAGUUCAGCGACAUGCCCGCGCUCGGCCUCGGCGCACCGGUCCCGAGCGUCAUCGCCAAGCUCGGCCGGCGUAACGACCGCGUCCUGCUCGCGCCCAUGCAGCACCUCGCCUACUGCAACCUGCCCAAAGCCGCGUCGUCCACGGUGACGACGUACAUGACGGGCCUCAACGUCAACAUCCACAAGUUCAGCGACGUGGAGAAGUUCAUCGUCGAACGCGGCGGCGACUCGCACUUCGCCAUGGUGCGGUACAGCACAUUCCACGAGGCUGGGCUGGAGCACUGGCGCAACAGCAGCGCGCCUCCGUACCGGUACUUCACCGUGGUACGCCAUCCGGGCACGCGGCUGUACAGCACGUGGUUCGAUAAGAUCCACUCGCACAGGGGCGCGGACCAGCCCGACCUCCUCUACGCCGCGUGCGACGACGACCCGAGUUGCUCAUUCGAGGAAUUCGUCGACGGCGUCACUCGGUGGCUGCGGGACGAGCCGGACGUGGACAAGGUCAACGAGCACGUCGCGGUGCAGUCGGACCUGUGCGACCCGCGGGCGCGGGACUUCGAUGGGGUGUUCCGAAUCGAGGACGGGUUCGAACAGAUCGAGGACGCGCUCAAGGGGUGGACCGGGGUGCGAUUCGACUUUAAAUCCGAGGAGGGCGAGGUGGGGUACUCGCACCACAACAAGAAGGCGAAGAAGGUGUACGACGAGUUUCCGGUGAGCGACGUGAAGGGGUACGAGAAGUACAUGCCGUACGAGACGCAGCUGAAGAUCUGGCGCGCGUACAAGACGGACUUUGACGACUUUGGGUACGAUUACCCCGAGAAACGGAGCACGCAGAGGGAUAAAUGCCCGGAGCUGCCGUGGUCCGAAGCUUUGAUUCAGAGCGAGUGGCACGGCGAGGACGCGCAGCACUUGGAUUCCAUGCCCGCGGAUAUACUGGACGAUACGCCGAAGAAAUCGAAGAAGGUGGACGUUCCGGACGUGCCGUUGAAGCUCCCGGAGGAGUUGUUGGACUUCGACUGA